Phyllopteryx taeniolatus (common seadragon) is the source of this 1870-nucleotide messenger RNA. RefSeq names its product arsenite methyltransferase-like. Gene Ontology annotation, molecular function: arsenite methyltransferase activity. The coding region runs from base 426 to 1502 and encodes 358 amino acids. Gene Ontology annotation, biological process: toxin metabolic process; arsonoacetate metabolic process. The record is from RefSeq and is a predicted model, not a curated record. Gene Ontology annotation, cellular component: cytosol. Lineage: Eukaryota; Metazoa; Chordata; Actinopteri; Syngnathiformes; Syngnathidae. The transcript is spliced from 11 exons.
AAGGUUGUACCGAGGCGCCUUUCCUCAUUUUCUAAGCAUUCUUAGAAUUUUUGAACGACCUAUCCUCCAAAUACUUCCGGGUCAUCUCGCUCGGCUAGGCUACUAUAGGAAAAGAAAGUUCCCAAGCAAGAGGCUCAUCAUGUUCGGUGCUUCUUCUGGUUCAGUGUAGUGCACACGGUGUGCUGUGGUGCAGGAAGUGAACUCUGAACCUUCAUUUCAACGGACUUCGUGUCAGUCCUCAGUUCGAGACGACUCCCUACCCGUGGCAGUCAUUUUGUCCAACAGUUUUCCACACAAAUCUCACUUACCACCGACAAUGGCUGAUAAAACAAGCUUUGUGGAUACCAUCGUUCAUCUGGAUGUUAAGACGUAUCCUGACCCAACAUUUCUCUCGCUUCGUGUGACAUCAACAUCGAUGUAAUGUUAUGCAGGAUUAUUAUGGAAAAAAGUUGCAGAAGACCUCAGAUCUGAAGAGUAAUGCCUGUGUGGCUCCAGCCCAGCCCUACCCAAAAUUCAUCCUCCAUGCUCUGAGGAAAGUUCAUCCUGAUGUGACUGACAGAUACUAUGGUUGUGGUCUGGUGGUGCCAGAAUGUUUGGAGGACUGCAGGAUUCUGGACUUGGGCUGCGGGAGUGGCAGAGACUGCUACAUGCUGAGUCAGUUGGUGGGAAAGGCUGGCCAUGUUACUGGCAUCGACAUGACUGAGGAUCAGCUUGAAGUGGCCAGGAAACAUGUGGACUUUCACAUGAAGGAGUUUGGCUACAAGAAGCCCAAUGUGACUUUUGUCCAGGGCUACAUCGAGGCCUUAACGGAGGCGGGUCUGGAAAAGAACUCUUUUGAUGUCAUCAUCUCCAACUGUGUGGUGAAUCUUUCUCCAGACAAGAAGCGAGUCCUGUCUGAAGCCUACAGUGUGCUCAAGGAUGGUGGUGAAUUUUACUUCAGUGAUAUCUACAGCAAUGGAAGACUAACUGGGGAAAUUAAAAACCACAAAAUCCUGUGGGGGGAGUGUUUAGGUGGCGCACUGUGGUACAAAGAUCUGCUGCAACUAGCCGAGGAAGUAGGAUUCAGUCCACCAAGGCUUGUUUCAGCCAGCAUUGUCACUGUUGAUAACAAAGAACUGCAAGCCAUUCUGGGCGACUUCAAGUUUGUCUCUGCCACAUACCGUCUGUUUAAGGUCCCAAAAGGCAGCCCAAAGCCAUGUAAAGUCAUUUAUAAUGGAAGCAUUACAGGGGCAGAGGACUCCCUCCACUUUGACUGUCAGUACACCUUCAAGCCAGAUCAAGUGGUGGAUGUAGAUGGUGAAUUAGCUGCCAUCCUGACCCAUUCCAGAUUUGCACAGGACUUCACUUUCCAGCCACCAGGAGGCUCCUGUGAACCUUGUGGAGUCAAACCAGAGGCACGUUGUGAGGAUCCUUUCCAGCUUGCUGUGCAGUUGCCAAAACAGGGUCCAGGUUCAACCACAGGGGGGUGCUGCAAUACAAAGUCUGCUACCUGCUGCAAGUGAUUGUUGGAUGAGUUCAGCAACCCAACAUCAUAAUGUCAGCACUUGGUAGACUGGACAUCAGUGUUUCUCAACUGUUGUCACCCUGGGACCCGCAUUUUCUUAAAAACUGUUGAAAAAAUGUUUGCCUAUGUAAAUAAAAUGUCAUACUUUAAAAACAUAAAUACAUGUUCAAAAGUACCUUACAGAGACCCUUAAAAAGAAACUGUAUGAACAUGACAACUAAAUGUACAAUGAAUAAUACAAAGAAUUUCACUUAAAUCUUGGCACUGAUUUCUUCUUUUUAGGAAAGUCCCUUACUAGUAAUAGUUUUUCCAUGCAUACCUGUCAAAAUAAUGUGAUUUUCCAAAUUAAAGGCAAGUCCAACUUGG